Molecule: messenger RNA, 528 nt
Organism: Penicillium brevicompactum
Lineage: Eukaryota; Fungi; Ascomycota; Eurotiomycetes; Eurotiales; Aspergillaceae
Product: MARVEL domain-containing protein
Exons: 4
Coding region: 1-528 (175 amino acids)
Cellular component (GO): membrane
Source: RefSeq, a predicted model, not a curated record
AUGACAACCUUCUACGAACACCCUUACGGUACAGUCUCGACUCUCGCACAUGUAAUACAAUGUGUCAGCUCAUUCGUUGUCCUCGGCAUAACGGCUUGGGCAGUCACUGAGACGAAGACUCUCACUGUGAUAUUUUCAUUGGUCAUAGCUGUCCUCACCCCGGUCGUCUACGGCAUAACGUUGACUACAAGCUGCCUCACCAAACGCCGUAGAUGGCACGUUCUCCCUCUGCUAUUUAUGGAUGUAGUGAUUUCUUAUCUCUGGCUCACUUCCUUCAUUUUCCUGGCUGAGAACUUCAACCGAGUCAGCUGCAGUGUCCAUCUUUGGAACAGACAAACGGUUUGUAGCCGGAAAUACGCGGCGGAAGCAUUCAGCUUCAUUGCAUUCUUCACCUCCUUUGGUGCCAUGAUAUUCGAGCUCUUGUACAUUUACCGCCACAAUGACGAUCUCCCGAUGCAGGAAAGGAAGAAUGGUCAUGCGAACUUGGAGCAUAAUCUUCAAUCCGCCGGUGUGAUGGACUCGAGGUAG